Messenger RNA from Colletotrichum fioriniae, 1140 nucleotides. RefSeq lists its product as uncharacterized. Gene Ontology annotation, molecular function: nucleotide binding. NCBI's taxonomy places the organism in Eukaryota, Fungi, Ascomycota, Sordariomycetes, Glomerellales, Glomerellaceae. The record is from RefSeq and is a predicted model, not a curated record.
AUGUCUGAAGUCAACGGAAUACCUCAAACCUGGCGAGUCUACCUGUACGGUGCUGGCUCAAUUGCAUGGCGACAUGGCGUCGCGGCGGAAAGCCUCGGCGAUGAUGUUCAGCUGUUUGCUGCAGACCCCUCAAAAGAUGCUCGAAAAGCGCUGCUCGCCAAAUUCCCCAAAGCAACAGUCUAUGAAGAUGCAGAGGAAAUGCUCGCCAGCUCUCCAGGGCAAGAGCGCGACAUAGUCGUGGUAGCCGUGCCUCCAUUCCUGCAUCACGCAGCAACACUACGCGCGUUUCGAUCCAAUCGCCAUGUUCUCUGCGAAAAGCCGCUGGCCACAUCCAACAAGGAGAUGGCCGAAAUGCUAGCCGCCAGUGAUGAGGCCAACCGAGUCUUUGGAGAGUGCAGCUUUCGGUAUCUGGGAAACAAAGCUUUGGAUCGCGCCCGUAGUUUGAUCGAGACGGGAGGGGUAGGGUCCAUCUAUCAUGCUCGCUUCAUCAACCGCCAGCCUAGAGCUCGCGCGGGAAUCGAGUAUCAACCAUCGAGCAGAUGGUUCCUGGAAAAGGAGAAGUCUGGUGGCGGUAUCGUAUUCGACUGGGGCGUCUACGAUAUCACUAUGUUCUUCGACGUACUCCGUCCUGUUGCUGCCACGGUCAACCAUGCUUGGCUGGCCACGCCAACUACCGGUGCUGACCCGUCAGGGACGUCCAUCUCUGUUGAGACACAUGCUGGCGCGUCUCUGACUCUGAAGCUUCAGGACGGCACUGUCAUCCCAUUCUACUGGGAGCGAGCAAGCGGCUUCCAUGGAGAUGCCCAGGUCGCUCUAAAUAUCGACGGCACAGCUGGCGGCCUGACGUGGGAAUGGGUCCCUACUUUUGACUACAAGGAUGAAGUCGACGAGUUAGAGCAAGGCUUCAAGCUAAUGCACUAUGUCGAUCACAAUGGAAAAGUCGAGGCUAGGGAGGAGAAGUUUCCUGCUUUCGGUUGGGAGGAUGCGAAUCAACGCCCAUUGCUUUCCUUCGUCGACUUGAUCGAGGGACGUGAUAGUGUUGCUCUAUCCAGGAGCAGGCUUGAGUUCAACUUUGAUGUCGUAUCGGCUAUCUACAAGUGUGCCUCCGAAGGCAAGCCCGUUCAUGUCCAGAUGAAGUAA